UCCCAACCAAAAGCUUUAAAUACCCAUCACUUCCCUUGGCUAGUACCCACCAACCGGACCUACCCAAACAUUCUAUCUCCUCCAUUUCCUCAGCCUCACAACAUCUCAAAAACUUUCAGUAGUGAAUAUGGCUGCCACUCUCAUCCAACUGACAACCAUCCUUUUUACCCUUACCCUCCCUCUAACAUUACUAGCCUCCCCCUCUCCAAUGACCUCUUUCAUCACCGAGGACGCAGAAGACUAUGAAGAGUACGUAAUUGACACCCCGUUCCUCAACACUGGAUCCUUGAGGGGUCGAUUUUUGGCUAGUGUUGUAAAGAAAGGCACACAUUGUGAGGUUAGUAGCAACAUAUGCAAUGGGGUUUCUGCGAACAAUGGUGCUAGCCGUCUCUUUUGCUGUAAGAGUCAUUGCCGGAAUGUCCUGCGAGAUAGAAACAAUUGUGGGAUGUGCGGGCACAAGUGUCGUUUUGGUCAACUUUGUUGUGGUGGUAAAUGCAUCAAUGUUGGUUUCAAUGAUCUUCAUUGUGGGAAGUGCAACAAAGCAUGUGACUCGGGAGUUAAAUGUGAGAACGGUUCAUGCGGAUAUGCGUCUUGAAUCAACCAAAAGAAUUACUAUGAAGGGGCUAGGAGUCCAUGCAUACAUAUUUAAAUUCAUUGUCUUAUUUUUUAAAUUAUUUUUUUCUUUUGUAAUUUUAACGGGUAUGAUGUUUGUCACGACUCACCCCCUAAUUACUUCAGUGAAUAUAUUGAUUAGUUGAAUUGUUGUAUUGAUUAGGGAAAUAAGAGAAAUGUAUAGCAUUUAUAAAUUUCAAAGUUCUUCCAU
This is a messenger RNA of Malania oleifera, 823 nucleotides long. RefSeq names its product protein GRIM REAPER-like. The transcript has a single exon. NCBI's taxonomy places the organism in Eukaryota, Viridiplantae, Streptophyta, Magnoliopsida, Santalales, Ximeniaceae. The record is from RefSeq and is a predicted model, not a curated record. Bases 128 to 595 code for a protein of 155 amino acids.